Molecule: messenger RNA, 2664 nt
Organism: Tuber aestivum (summer truffle)
Lineage: Eukaryota; Fungi; Ascomycota; Pezizomycetes; Pezizales; Tuberaceae
Source: the annotation of a GenBank genome assembly
GGGGGUGGGGAUUCAUACGGUGGCUUCUCGCCCUCACCACGCUUAACUUAUGUUACAGCUAAUCGGGUGCCAGGUCCUCCCCGAUUCUUUGACCAUAAAGCACCUGCUUCCGGAUCCAAAACAAAACCUCCCACCAGCCAUUUAAGGGCCGGGUUUUGGCUCCCCUCCUCUCCUGAUUCAGCCAACUGACCCAAACAACUUUACCCUGUUCUGCCAAGAUAUACCCAUUUCCGUUCACCUGGGGUUUCGCCGGCGCUGCUGAUAAUCCUCUUCCUUCUUUCUCCCCUCGCUUGUUGGCUGCUCAAGACGCAGUGCGGUGGUUCGGUAUGUCGUCCCCUCAGUAUCGUCUCCAGAAGAUUGCGGGCCACUUCUCCCCGGAUCGGCCCGUGAAUAGAGCCGAGCUGUCGCCGACUUAUUUCUUGCCCAGAGCUGCAGCAAUCGAGCCGAAUGUGAGUUGGCCAUUGAGAGGUUGGAGGCCCGAUUGAGUGGGCGAGUGCUAAAGUGAGGGUUUGUGUUUGUUUCUAGGUCGAGGCGAUUGUCCACCUUACUGCCAGCGGCAGGACCAUUCGCAGGACGUACCAGCAGUUUGCGAACCGUGCCAAGGGAUUGGGAUACUAUCUGCGUGCGAAGGGGUACAAGCGUGGUAUGCCUGUUUUCUUUCUGCCCUGCCUUGAGCGAGACAAUGAAGAGCUUGGUUAAGGGUAUUCUAUUUAGUUGGGAUUUUGUCCCCCAAUACGCCAGCGUUCCUCGAAAGUAUCUUCGGAAUCGGAGGUGCCGGUGCGGUGCAAGUUGCGAUCAACUACCGCCUCAAGAGGGAUGACAUCCACUACAUUUUCGACCACGCGGAGGUCGACUCUAUAAUUGUCGAUCGAGAGUACGUCCAUUUGCUUGAUGGGUUCAAACCUGAAAUCCCUAGGAUCGUCGAUGAGGACAGCGAUAAUGACUUGGAAGGGGAUUUUAACAAGGCUGUUCUUGAGGGGCUGGAAAUUGACCGUCGGGAAGGAGAUCGUGGGUGGGAGGGACUGUCAAUGGAGGCUGGGAGCGAGGAUGAUUUGGUUGCUUUGGCGUAUACCUCUGGCACUACUGCGCGGCCAAAGGGUGUAGAGUACACUCAUCGUGGGGCAUACCUUGGCGCCCUGGGGAACGUUGUUGAGUCGGGGCUUAAUGGUGGAUCUGUGAUGUCUAUGGGGAGGGCUAAGUUUGUCCCCCACACCCCCACCAUUUUCCUCAGCUGGGAAAUUAAUAAUGGUGUUAGGUACCUGACCAUCCUCCCGCUUUUCCAUGCGUGUGGAUGGACCUUCCCGUGGGCCGUCGUUAGCGCCCGAGCGACACAUUAUUGCCUUCGUAGGUUGGGUCUGAACAGACCAUUAUUCAAGCAAGGCUGACAACUGUAGGUAGGAUUGACUAUGACGACGUGUGGCGCCUCCUGAGAGACGAAGGAAUCACGCAUUUCAAUGCAGCUCCUACCGUUAAUACCCUUCUGUGCGCAUCCCCGAAGGCAGCUCGCCUGCCACAUGAAGUGCGGGUUACUGUUGCUGCUUCCCCACCAACUGCUAAGUUAUUUGGAGAUAUGAUAAAGCUAAACUUGGUACCUGUACAUGUUUAUGGUUUGGUAAGGGUGUCUCCACGUACUGGAGUUGUCGGGUAAGCGUGCUAAUUGUGUUUCGGGGGUUAGACUGAGACGUAGGUCAUAUGUGACUACCAAGCUGCAAUAUUGCACCAAGCAAAUACUAACGGCAACCCACAGUUAUGGCCCCAUCACAAAAGGCUACUUCCUCCCAGAAUGGCACAGCCUUCCCGCUGCAGAGAUGUACAAGCUGAUGGCUCGCCAAGGUAACCAGCUUCCUCCCCGAGCCUUCAGCUCUAUAGCUAACUGUCCCAGGCCACGGCUUCAUAACCAGCAAAAUGAUCCGCGUGAUAAAAACCACUAACGACAUCUCCAAAACCGGUGUCCAAGAUGUGGCCAAAAACGGCAAAGAAAUAGGCGAAGUCGCCUUCAUCGGGAACAUCUGCUGCCGAGGGUACUACAAAGACCCGGAAGCCACGGCAAAACUUUUUGAGGGUGGCGUUCUUCACUCCGGCGACCUGGCCGUCUGGUACCCCGACGGCGCCAUCCAGAUCCUCGACCGGAGCAAGGACAUAAUUAUCUCGGGUGGCGAGAAUAUCAGCAGUCUGAGUCUCGAGAGCAUGCUCGUGCACCAUCCUGACAUUCUUGAGUGCGGGGUGGUAGCCGUGCCCGACGCGCAGUACGGCGAGAGGCCCAUGGCCUUCGUGACGAGUAGAAAUCCGGCUCUGAAGGGCGCUGACGUGAUCGCUUGGGCGAAGAGAGAUAGUCAGAUAUCGGGGUUUAUGGUUUGUCCUUCUGUUUUAUGUUGUCGGGGUGUAUGUUGAUGCUGCGACAGGUGCCCAGAGAAGUUGAGAUUGUCAAGGAAUUGCCAAAGACCGAGACUGGCAAGGUUAGGAAGAACGUGCUCAGGGAGUGGAGUAAGGGGAAUAGAUAUGCGCACUGAGGCACCACGCCCACGCGGUUCGUGUUUUUGCGUCGUUCAAAAAGGCUGGUAGGGUGAUGUGGCACUUGCUGUGUAUCUGUUCUGAGUGUACCUUGUUUUACAUUAUAUAUAUAUAUAUUUGUGGAAUGCCAGAUUGAACAUUUGUUAGAACUGU